Anastrepha ludens (Mexican fruit fly) is the source of this 2684-nucleotide messenger RNA. RefSeq names its product septin-1 (gene Septin1). The coding region runs from base 823 to 1908 and encodes 361 amino acids. The transcript has 5 exons. Gene Ontology annotation, molecular function: GTPase activity; molecular adaptor activity; GTP binding. Gene Ontology annotation, cellular component: septin complex; cell division site; microtubule cytoskeleton. Gene Ontology annotation, biological process: cytoskeleton-dependent cytokinesis; regulation of exocytosis. NCBI's taxonomy places the organism in Eukaryota, Metazoa, Arthropoda, Insecta, Diptera, Tephritidae. The record is from RefSeq and is a predicted model, not a curated record.
AAUCUUUGGCAGUUAAAUGCAACCGUUUGCAAGUUUUGCCGGUGAUUUCUAAGUGUUCCUUAAAGUUUUCGUGAGUGAAUGUGUGUGUGUUUUUUUUUAGCUGUUAUUAAUUAUCGGUGCUCUUUCUUGGAUUAAGUGCAUUUGUAAUAAAUUCGUUUGCUGUGCUUCUGCUGCGCUUCGCUUGAUGAGCAAUAAAAACUGUGUUUAUAAUUUGCACUCUAAUUAUCAUUUCGUACACGCACACCUAAAUUGUGGAGAAAUUUGAAAAAAACAAUUGUGAAAGUGGCAAAAGAAGUAAUAAAGUAAAAAAAGAAAAACGAUAGGCCACGAAACAGCAGGGCCAAAGGCGUAUAAACAAGGCAGCGCAAAAACUUCGAUUGCUGCAGUAAUAAAUACAACAAAGAUACUAGUCAACAGCUCUGCUUCACGUACACUGUGAAUUGACGCAACGUGCUGUGCUGUUCGCUUCACAGUUCUUGCUCCUUUUAUUGUCUACUUCGCAAGAAAACCUUGUUGUCAUCGACGCCGUCGUCAACGUCGACGUUAACCGAAUUUCGUUGCAGAAAUUUCAACGCUUCGAAUGUGAAGUUUGGUUUUGUUUUUCCCGUGUUGUUAGGUGCGUUGAAUAAACGCUAGUACUCUGAUAAAUUGCGAUAAUUCUUAGCGGAUAAACCACGUUCUAUUUAACUUCUUUGAACAAACAUAUGCAAAUAGAGGAAGUGUAUAAAACAAUUAAAAAAUAUUUCAAAUUCCAAAUUGUUUAUAAGUUGCCGCACAAAUAAGGAAUAAAGAAAAAUAAGCGAAGUUAGCAAUAAACGUAAAAUGUCGGACACAAAAUCGUUUUCGAGUAUUGAAACGCCUGGUUAUGUCGGCUUCGCCAAUCUGCCGAACCAGGUUCAUCGAAAAUCGGUGAAAAAAGGCUUCGAAUUCACAUUGAUGGUAGUUGGUGAGUCGGGACUGGGGAAAUCGACAUUGGUCAAUAGUCUGUUUUUGACGGAUCUAUAUCCGGAGCGGGUGAUAACAGAUGCCAUAGAAAAACAAAAACAAACUGUCAAAUUAGAGGCCUCCACAGUUGAGAUUGAGGAGCGCGGGGUUAAAUUGCGUCUAACAGUUGUGGAUACGCCGGGAUUCGGUGAUGCCAUCGAUAACUCGGAUAGUUUCAGCGCCAUACUAGCAUAUAUUGACGAACAGUAUGAACGUUUCUUACGCGAUGAGAGCGGCCUGAAUCGACGCAACAUUGUCGACAAUCGUAUACACUGUUGUUUCUAUUUUAUAUCGCCUUUCGGGCAUGGCCUCAAGCCACUCGAUGUCGAAUUCAUGAAAAAAUUGCACUCGAAAGUAAAUAUUGUGCCUGUGAUCGCGAAAGCUGACUGCCUCACGAAGAAGGAGAUCCUGCGCUUAAAAUGUCGGAUCAUGCAAGAAAUAGAGGAUCAUGGCAUUAAAAUAUAUCCACUGCCCGAUUGUGAUUCCGACGAGGAUGAGGAUUACAAAGAGCAAGUAAAGCAGCUUAAGGAGGCGGUUCCAUUUGCAGUGUGCGGCGCGAAUACACUACUCGAAGUGAAGGGCAAGAAAGUGCGUGGUCGAUUGUAUCCAUGGGGCGUUGUAGAGGUUGAAAAUCCCGAUCACUGUGACUUUAUCAAGUUGCGCACUAUGCUAAUCACUCACAUGCAGGAUCUGCAGGAAGUCACACAAGAAGUACAUUAUGAAAAUUAUCGCUCCGAACGUUUGGCCAAGGGACGUAAGGAAAAUGGCAUGAAAGUAGAACGUGAUUCCAUGGUGCCAACGCAAAUUGUGGUGAACAGCGUUAUAUCGGAGAAGGAUCGAAUAUUGCAGGAGAAAGAGGCCGAAUUGCGACGCAUGCAGGAGAUGCUGGCACAAAUGCAGGCCAAAAUACAAGCGCGACAAUAGGCCUGAGAAGAACAGAGAAGAGCUGUGCAGGUAUAAGCAUAAAAAACUACAUACAACAACAAUAACUACAACCGCAGUAACAAUAAUAAUAGUAAUUAAGAACAGACGAAACGAUUGCUAACUAAUGGCGGACCAAAUCCCGGCAAAAAAGUGCAUUACUAUUAGUCACAACAACAAAUAUCAAAACACAAGAAGUGGCUUUUCUUUUCAAAAGCCUUGAAAAAACUAUAUGGGCUGCAGUUUCAUUAACUAAUGUUUUCAAAAUUGUUCCCUUUUUUAUUUCGAAAUAUUUUUUUAUUACUAUCUUGAAUUUUGAAACAUCUUGCACAUAGACGUACUUUUUUCUGUAAUUUCUGUCUUGCUAAAACUAUUUCGUAUUAUUUUAUGAUUAAUAAUAAUAAUGCUUACUUUUAAAAAUAUCAUAUACAUACAUACAUAUACAACCUAUACAUAAUACUUUUUGUAAUUUAUGUUGUUUUCAUGCUGAAAAACAGUAUAUUUUUGUAAUGUUUAAUAUUACGUAUGACAAGUAUAAAUUAAAAUUCUGAACGUGAGGAGAGUAAGCCAACAAACGUAGCCUAUUGAAAGGUGGCAUAGGUACUUUUUACAAAAAUACAGGGCGACUAAAAAGUAAAAAAAUAAAUACAACUACGAACACGGUAAAUGUAAAUGUCUUUCAAAUCCUUAUAGAGACUUUGGGCUGCAGUUAUUUGUAUUGUUAAAUAGAAUUCACGUGAUUAUACACCACACACACACACCUUGAAGUAUGUUCUAAA